Symbiodinium natans is the source of this 372-nucleotide messenger RNA. The record is from the annotation of a GenBank genome assembly. NCBI's taxonomy places the organism in Eukaryota, Dinophyceae, Suessiales, Symbiodiniaceae.
AUGGACAUGCGCGCCGGCAAGCGUUGGCAGGAGCGGCGCUGGAAUCUUUGGGCCAGCGCCCUCGCGCUCAACAUGGCAUCGGGAGGUGUGUACGACUACAGUGCCUACAGCCCGGCGGUAAAAGAGACGUUCGAGCUAACACUGCGCGAGGCAGACCUGGUGAUGAACUUUGCGUUCUUCUUCUACGCAGCCACCUCCUUCGGCUAUGGCGUGUGCAACUACAAGCUGGGUCCGAAGCUCGGGCCACGUCUGGGCUGCUGCGUCAUGCUCUGCUGCUACACUCUGGUGGUGGUCAAUCUGUAUCGGCCGCUCUUGCCAGGCCAAGGAGGAUGGGGUAUAAGAGCUUGUUUCGCGAUGCUCAUGGAUAAUUAG